AAAUGCGUUUAUGACAGACUUACAAGCCAUCCAAUCUUUCCAUGCCUAAUGUCCUUGGAUCGUAACACAUGGCAUAUAUGGCAUAAGCACGCUGUUCUGACUUGGCUAUAGUCACCGCUGAUAACUGUUAGUUUACAUAGUAAUGUACCUGUAGGGACGGUUGCGCCCCAUAUGCAGAUGUAAUAUAAGCCCCAUUUAUCCCCAGCAUGAUCACCAGAGCAGUGACGAUGCGGUCAGAAGUGCACCGCAUACGCAUGGACCCUCUUCGUCGCUGAUAUGGAAGGCUUGGUGGGUUCAAAUCCGGACGGCGGGCGCGUCGUACCGCCCGAGGAUGCCAGAGAAACCCUCCGCCGAUGGAGUCGGUGUGAGCACCCGCGCUGUCUGAAGUUACUGCGGAUGAUGGACCGGGGUCAGAGUAGCGGUCACGUGACGGCCCGAUGGCUGCUCGCUCGAAUGCCAGCCACUCGAGCCGGAGACCGUCCGACAGGUGUUUCAGUGCGCAUUCACCGAGUCGGACCCAACCGGGGCCGUUGCACCCCUGCCUGGUUGACCGUCGCGUCGGCGCCCGCUUGCCCGGACGCUGUGCGGCGGGACCUGCAGGGGGCGAGUCUCCACACCACUCCUGAGCCCGCAACAAAGUUUCCACCGACGCUACGGGAAUGCGCGCCCUCUCGUGUCGUCAACCUGACGUCGGUGGUGCAGCAGCUGGCGCGCAUCGACUGGGACGACGUGCAGGGUCUGCGCGGUGCAUGGGCGCCCGGCCGCGCUUACAGCAACUCCAAGCGAGCCAUGCUACUCUUCACCGCCGAGCUGGCGCAACGUCUGCAGGGCACCGGUGUGAGCGCAUGCGCAGUACAUCCGGGUGUGGUGAACACGCGCGUCGCCCGAGGCCUAACGCGUGUGGGAGAACCCUGGUUCGGCUUGCUGUCCACCUUGUUCGGAGUCAAGAGCGCGCGCGAGGCCUGCCAGACGACCGUGCACGCGGCUGUGGUGGCGAACCCAUGCAACGGCUGGUACCUGUCCGAGUGUCGUGCUCGGUGGCCAGCUGCCCAGUGCCCCGACGACGAGCGGGACGCAGGCCGUCUGUGGGCGCUCAGCGAGCUCUGCUUCUCUACAUUGCCGCCGGUGGGAGAAGGAGUUCAAUGACUUGUCGCCUCUGCAGCCUGCAGUCUCGACGUUCACGCUCAUUCUAUACUGCACUGCCUGGGAGCCAUGUCGCCUACAGUUCGCUCCACGCACAUCGGACCCUUUCAACACCUACGCGUGUACAGCAGGCCUGUUACCGUGGUGUGCGGUUACGUCACGUGUGGUGUUCCUACGCGACGUAGGCCGGAGUUUAGCGGACUAUAGAAAUGCUUAUAUUAUAUAAGGCACCGUUUUGGACGUCGAGUGAGAGUGUCAUUUGCCACUUCCUCCGGGUUUGGCGUCCGUCUCUCGCCGAGUGAACUGUGCCAGUCCUGGAGACCGCGUAAUCGAAUGUGGUGAAUUUGGUGGACCGAUCCUGAACCCAUGGUGCAUGGUGUUUCCUCGCAAGGAGUUUAACUCUCCAGAGCCCAACGUGCCAUUCUUGAUGCGUUGAAUUUAUACCUUUAUACCUUUAGGCGCGAGGAACUUAACGCGAAGACCGCGGUAACAUUUUUGAUGCCACGAAGCUAAGUUUCAGAAAUGGGUAGUUUAGGAAACUAACUGACUAAUCCAUUGCUGUUGUAAAUACAUUUUAAUUCAAAUACCAUGUCAUAGUGUUUUGUGUGAUAUAUGGCCUCUUCAUGGCUGCAGGCCAGAAUAAACGUGAAGAACACUUUCUAA
Dermacentor silvarum is the source of this 1806-nucleotide messenger RNA. Its product is annotated as retinol dehydrogenase 12. The record is from RefSeq and is a predicted model, not a curated record. The transcript has 4 exons. Lineage: Eukaryota; Metazoa; Arthropoda; Arachnida; Ixodida; Ixodidae. The coding region runs from base 277 to 1146 and encodes 289 amino acids. Gene Ontology annotation, molecular function: oxidoreductase activity.